UAUCAAGUUUUUGAAAUCACACCCAAAUCAAGAAUUCAGUUUCAACAGAUGAUGGAUUUGGACGAGCAAUUCUUUGAAGACCUUGAUUUCUGGAAGACCAGUCCCGUCGGUGAACCCAGUCAAGUGAUGGUGCCUCCCAUGCACGUGGACAAGCUGAAGGAAGCUUUGGAAGAGUUGCAGAUUGAGUUUGGGGUACACAUUGACAACCUCCAACCACUCAUUGACGAAGAGACGAGAGCAAUCACCUCACGUGAGGAGGCCACUACCUUGGCAAGCUUUAAUUACAACGUGUACCACAGCGCGCAAGGGAUCUUGAACUGGGUGACAGACUUCCGCAAAGCUGAGUCUAGUAGUUCCCUUAACAUCAAAGAAAUCAAUGUAGGCACAACUGUUCAGGGACGGCAGAUCAAGGCACUGAAGAUUUCUACAGGGAGCGGUCGGCGUGCUGCGUACACCCAAGGGGGCAUACAUGCUAGAGAAUGGGUCUCGCCUGCCACUGUCAUCAACCUCAUCAAAAAGUUUGUAGCAGCCUUCAAGAGUGGGGACAGCGUAGCCACCCAGUUUUUCAAAAAGUUCGACUGGUACGUUAUCCCUCUGUUCAACGUUGACGGUUACCACUACACCCGCCCGGAGUCGUCCUACAGAGAUCGUAUGUGGCGUAAGAAUCGCCAGUCAUCUUCUUCCCAAUGUACUGGAAUCGACAUGAACAGAAACUAUGGCUUCAAAUGGGGUGGUUCUGGUUCCUCCAGUAACCCCUGCAGUGAAACGUAUAGAGGAGAAUACGCAUAUCAAGCUAGAGAGCUCAGAUUGGUCAAGGAUUGGCUGCUCAACCUGAAGAAAAGUCAGACCUUUAUGAUCCACGUGGAUGUCCACAGCUACAGCCAGUAUUGGGUCUAUCCUUACAGCUACACUUACAGUCAAUAUGAUAGGACCAGAGAUCACUAUGACCUGGGCAGAGUGGCCGAGGCUGCAACAAAUGCACUGACAGCAGUGCAUGGCAAACGGUACACUGUAAAGACGUCUGGGGACUGGUACCCGGCAGCUGGAGCGAGUGAGGACUUCGGAUACGAGAUCUUAGGGGCCAAAUACUCCUACACCGUGGAAAUGCGGGACACAGGACAUUACGGGUUUGAGCUUCCUGAGAAUCAGAUUAAACCUUGUGGGGAAGAAACCUACGCUGGGUUCAGAGAGAUGUUCCGCCAGGUCUUAAAAGAGGUCUGAACACAAGUCAAGACUUAAAACGGGUUGACACGGGAACCGACGGAUAAGAAACUCAUUAUAAAUCGUCCAAAAUUGAGGUUAAUUAAAAAAGGGAAGAUCAUAUAACUCGAAACCAAACUACUGAUGGUAAAAAGAUAAUUUACAGCAUGAAGGAGGGAAAACAAGAUUUUUUUCAGUAAACCCCUCUGAUAGUUUAUCAUGUAGGAAUCUCAAGAAUCUGUAUCUAUCUAAAUCAAAGGGCGAGUGACAAACUGAGAAAAGGUUCUUAAGAAUUCAGGGAAAACGAGACAAUUGUCGCUGGGUGUACAAAACGUUAUGAGUAGUGGGUAAAUUAAGAACAUUUCUCCAGAGUCCCAAAUUGAAAACCCCAAAACACGUCAAUAAAAGUACAGUACUUUACACUGUCAUUUAGAAAGUGUCAUUUAGUGAAAACAACAUGACUAUUACUCCGUUAGUAAGAAAAACUUGGACCAUCAGAAGGAGACAAUUGGACCAAGUAGUUAUUUCAACUGAAAUAUAAAGCUUAUUAAUUAAUUCUUUAGAAUUAAUAAGAUGUUUUUGACUUUAAACGAAGUGAAAAAAUAUGUAACAUAUAUCUAUGAGAUGCGGUGUAUGCAAUGUUGAUGUGAAAUUGUACGUGUGUAAGGCAACCAGGAAACACGCUCCAUUGCAACUGUAGCGCAAGAACUCUUAGGGUCCUUCCGUUUUAUCUGAAAAUUUAAUCCAAAAUGACCCCAAAUUAAGCAAAUCCACGUGGAAUGGAAACGACGACCGUUUUCCUCUAACAGUACGCCCUUCAUUAUGUGUAC
This is a messenger RNA of Acanthaster planci (crown-of-thorns starfish), 2030 nucleotides long. RefSeq names its product carboxypeptidase B-like. Gene Ontology annotation, molecular function: metallocarboxypeptidase activity; zinc ion binding. Gene Ontology annotation, biological process: proteolysis. The record is from RefSeq and is a predicted model, not a curated record. NCBI's taxonomy places the organism in Eukaryota, Metazoa, Echinodermata, Asteroidea, Valvatida, Acanthasteridae.